Molecule: messenger RNA, 2660 nt
Organism: Aedes aegypti (yellow fever mosquito)
Lineage: Eukaryota; Metazoa; Arthropoda; Insecta; Diptera; Culicidae
Product: zinc finger protein 268
Exons: 4
Coding region: 32-2545 (837 amino acids)
Cellular component (GO): nucleus
Molecular function (GO): zinc ion binding
Source: RefSeq, a predicted model, not a curated record
UUUUAAAAGUUUAAAUAUUUUGGAGUAAGUCAUGGAUCAAUACUGUCGGAUUUGCGUGCGUAACGAUCUUGGCCCCGGACAGAUGGUAUCGCUGUUCUGCGAGCGGAAGGGCGAAGUCAUUGCCAACAUGAUUAUUGACUGUGCCGAUGUGAUGGUUUCGCACGACGAUAAUCUACCGGAUGCGGUGUGCCCUGACUGCCUUACCAGGCUCGUUGAUGCAUUUACCCUGAGGAAGCUAAUACGCGACUCGGAGAGUGCCCUUCAAGCCAUAGCACUCCGGUUGAAGGCCGAGAAAGCUGGCGAAUUGCUGAUGGAUCCACUUCAAUUGGAACCUCCACCCAUUGAACUAUCACACCCGAAGGAACCCGGGGCCAGUGGGGGUAAAGCCACAAAAUAUCCCACCGACGAACAAAUCGAAAGCAUCGAAACGUUUGAAACGUACAAUGUUAUCAAACUGAGGGGCGUACGAUGUUGCGGUUGUAACGAAAUUUUGCCAUCCAAGCAGGAUUUGGUCAGGCACAGUCGUUUGGAGCAUUCGCAUCGAGCAGGGGGGUCACAGGCGUUAUUCCAAUGUUCAACUUGCUUCGAGCGUUUUCCCAACCGAAUGAAGCUGUUGAAUCACAACAAAAACUACGAGUCCGAUGAAAUUUACCACUGCACUGUGUGCGACAUCCUGUUCGACAUCAAGUACCGCUUGUUGCAGCAUCAGAAUUUGAGCAAAGCGCAUCAGAUUGUUCCGGAUGCAUCUACGGACGGUCAAGGCAACGACAACUGUAAGGGGACGAAGGAGCGAAGGCGUAACCAGUCGCGAAAACGUGCUGCGAAAGAGUUGCACUACCCGGAUGGGGAGUUUAUCUUGUCGAUCGAUGAAACUCAGGAAUAUCAGAUCAUCCAUAUGGCAGGGGAACGAUGUUGCGGAUGUGGGAUGGUAUUUCAUAAUUAUCAGGAUCUGAUAGAUCAUUGCGGAGAAGUACAUCCACGGAAGGAUGAUGACAGCACUAGCUACGAGUGCAACUUAUGCUUUGAAAGAUUCGAACAGAUACAGUCGUACAACCGACAUAAAACAUCCAGGGUACAAAAAGAGAUUUUCUACUGUAAGUUCUGCGACGUUGUAAUCGAUGUAAAGUUUAGGUUUGAGCAGCAUUUGAAAACCAGCGUUGCCCAUCAAUCAGCUGUUGAGAGAGCAGGCAUAAAAUCCAACUUUCCCGUUGACGAGAAAUCUAUUUCUGAACUGCGUGCGCUGGAGAGGAAUAUUGAAGUCUUGGAAAUCGAUGGCGUUCGUUGCUGUGGAUGUGACUUUGUAUGCAACACCAGAGAGGAGCUGGAAGAUCAUUCAGAGGAAAGGCAUGGAUUUGAAAGAGAUGUGUUGGGUAACAGCGACGAGUUUGAAUGCGAUAUCUGUUUCAAACGGUUCUUGAAAUUCGGAUUGCUUACAUUUCACAAGAACCUAGCUCUUCAGAAAACUUUAUACAAGUGUAAGCAUUGUGAUGAACAAUCUGAAAUUAAAUAUCGAAUCUUGCAGCAUCUCGCUGAAAACGUGCACCAUAUUUCGGAUCAACCAGAACCAACUUCAGAGUCAGAACCGAAAGUGUUCCACUGUUGCUUCGUGAAGUGCUCAGUGACCUUUGAAGACCCUAACGAUCUGCUAGACCACGUGGAAGAGCAGCAUGCUCCAAAGCGUCGUGAAAAUGCUCGGGAACGUGAAUCGAAUGCGUUCAUCUGCUAUGUGUGCCACAAGAGUUUCAAAAACGAACGCUCGCUGCAAAGUCACCAAUUCCCGAAGAAAACCGAAAAUCUACACGUUUGCAGUACUUGCAAUGCAAGCUUUCUGUACUUAUCGGCACUGACAAAUCACGAAAAGAUGCAUACCGGAAUAAAGGAAUACAAGUGUGAUGUGUGCGAUAAGGAAUUUUAUGAUGAGCGGGCUCUAAAAGUGCACCAAGUGUGUCACAAAGAGGACCGACCCUAUGUUUGCGAUAUUUGUUCGAAGUCUUUCCUCAGAAAGGGUAACUUAAGGGUGCACAAACGCUGCCAUUCGGACAACAUCUGGGAGUGUCCACACUGUACCAACAAGUUCAAAACCAAGCAAUCGCUAACCCUCCACAUUCGGAGCCAUACCGGAGAGAAACCAUUCGAGUGUCACUACUGUACCAAUCGGUACAGCCACUGGUCCGAUCGCAAUCGCCACGAAAUGUCCGCCCAUACCAAAGUGCGACCGCAUAAGUGCCCCGAUUGCGAAAUGACCUUCAUUCGGAAGCGCCAGCUAACGCUCCACGCCAGAACCCACACGGGCGAGCGGCCGUACACGUGUCACAUUUGCGACCGAACCUUCGUGCAGUCGACCUACCUGAAGAAGCACUUGGCCACGCACGAGAAGCAUGGAACGAAAGUCAAGGAAACGGAAUACCUGAUCGAACUUAUGCCCGAGGAAGGCGAGAAGGAGUUUGAGGUUGUGGAGAUGGUAGAGAACGACCAGCAGAUGCUGGACGAGGGGAACUCGGAAAACGAUCGGAUGAGCGAAGAAGAAAUGGACGAUGAUGAAUGAAUGUCUGUUACGUAUUUUUGUAAGUCUACAUUUUCCUAUAAGAUAACUCCAAGAAUAAAUAUUACAGCAAGUUGCGUACAUGAUAGAGAAAAUAUACACAAUAAUACCGAAUUCA